Messenger RNA from Platichthys flesus (European flounder), 7005 nucleotides. RefSeq names its product lipoxygenase homology domain-containing protein 1-like. The record is from RefSeq and is a predicted model, not a curated record. The transcript is spliced from 43 exons. Gene Ontology annotation, molecular function: protein binding. Bases 1 to 7005 code for a protein of 2334 amino acids. Lineage: Eukaryota; Metazoa; Chordata; Actinopteri; Pleuronectiformes; Pleuronectidae.
AUGCCAUCGAAACAGAAACAAUCCACAGCUUCAGAAGAAACUGAAGAAGUCGAUGACGAAGUUGAGGAGAGGAGCAAAGGAGUGACCCGUGGGAACUCCACAAAAGGAGAGAGGAGUCGGAGGAAACACAAGAGCGCAGAGAGCUCUGAGACUCAGGAGGCCUCAGAGAAAGAGAAGAGAAAAGAGGGUGAACACGUAAAGGAGAAAAAGCGGAAAAAGAAAGCAAAGGAUGACUCUGAGGCUGGUGCUGUGAUUGAAAAUGAAGCUGAAGACGACGAGCAGAACAAUAAUGAUCCCACAAGCAAUUCCAAAAAGGAGAAAUCAGAGAAGCUCAAAGAGGAAGUGACUGAGGGGGUCAAGGAGGAAAAGAAGAAAAAGAAAAAAAAAACCUCUUCUGAAAGUCCACAGGGAGACAAGGAGAUGGGCUCCAAGGAUAAAAAGUCCAAAGACGAUAAAAAGAAAAAGGGGAAAAAGUCCAAAAAUAAACAGGUGGACUAUGCAGUGAUCUACCAGAACGAGCUGCUGAACUACCACACGGACUCAUCGGACGGAUACGAGGACGAGUACUACAAAAAGAAAGUGUAUGAGGUGGUCACUGUCACUGGUGAUGUAAAAGGAGCGGGGACCGACGCCAAUGUGUUUGUAACCCUUUUUGGAGAAUUUGGCGUCACGCCCAAGGUUCACCUGGCAAGCAAAAGCAGAACUGCGUUUGAAAAGAACAAGACUGACGUUUUCCGCGUCAAAACCCACAACGUGGGGCCUCUGAAGAAGCUGAGGAUCGAGCACGACAAUACAGGGAUGAACGGCAGCUGGUUCUUGGACAGGGUGGUGGUGACCGACAUGAACCGGCCCCAUCUGCGCUUCUAUUUCGCCUGCAACAACUGGCUGAGUCGGGAGGAGGCCGACAACCUGUUUGUCAGGGACCUGCUGGGCAGCCUCAACCCCAUGGACGUUCCAAAAUUGAAUAAAUACAUAGUGAGUGUGUUCACUCCUGAUAUUAAGGGAAGUGGAACGGAUGCUGAUGUCUUCCUGAAUAUUUUUGGAGAGAUCGGCGACACAGGAGAGAGACGACUGGACAGUGACAAAGACAACUUUGAACGGGGCUCAGAGGACAAGUUCACAAUAGAGGCUCCAAACCUGGGAAGAUUGAGGAAAAUCACCAUCGGGCACAACAACAGAGGUUCUUCGGCUGGAUGGUUUCUAGAUAAGGUGGUAAUCGAUGACAUGGGGAAUAAAGAAGUGUAUGAGUUCCCUGUUAAUCGCUGGUUCGCCUUAGAUGAAGGUGAUGGCAAAAUACAGAAAGAUGUGUUGGUUGGAUCAAUGCAACCGAUGGGAAUUGUGUAUAAUGUACAAGUGAUGACUGGAAAUGUGAGGGGUGCAGGAACCAACUCUAAGAUCCACAUGGUUAUGCACGGCUCCAAGGGCUUAAAGAACAGCGGCAAAGUGUUCCUGGAGGGCGGGGCUUUCGAGCGCGGUCUCAUCGACAUUUUCAACGUGGAGAUUUGUGAACUUAUCAGCCCGCUCAGCCGGGUCUCCAUUGGGCACGACAACGGGGCCGUUGGUGCCGGGUGGUACUGUGAAAAGGUUGUCAUAUACUGUCCUUUCACGGGUAUUGAGCAGACCUUUGCGUGCGGAAUGUGGUUGGACGAGGACGAGGGGGACGGACUGAUUGAGAGGGAGCUGUAUGAGAUGGUCUCUCUCAGGCAGAAGAAACAGAAGAAGUUCCCAUGGUCCCUUUGGAUUUGGACCUCCGAUGUGAAGGGGGCAGGGACAGAUGCUCAGGUGUUUCUGCAGAUCUACGGAGAGAAGGGAAAGUCCGAUGAGAUCAAACUGGAAAACAAAUCGGACAGUUUUGAGCAGGGCCAGCUUGAUAAGUUCAUUGUUGAAAUGCCAGACACAGGACGGCUGCGGAAAUUGCGCAUCUGGCACGAAAAGAGACAUCCAUUUUCUGGCUGGCAUUUAGCAAAGGUCACUUUGCUAAAGACCCUGACGAUGGAGAAAUAUUCUUUUGAGUGUGGCCGCUGGUUGGACGUCAACGAAGACGACAAUGAGAUCGUCAGAGAGCUUUCGGCCACAGGAGCUCUCAUCAACGAGCCUCUGCCCUUGAUUAAAUAUCGCGUCACCAUCUGCACCGGCAACGUCAGCGGCAGCGGCACAGAUGCCAGCGUCUUCCUCAAUAUUAUCGGUGACCUCGGCGACACGGGGGAGCGGCUCAUGAUUAUGAGUAAAAACAAUGUCAACAAAUUUGAAAAGGGAAACCACGACGAGUUCCUCAUUGAGUCUGUGAUCUUGGGUCGAGUGCACAGGGUGCGUGUUGGACAUGACGGCCGCGGAGGAGGCUGUGGUUGGUUCCUUGAUAAAGUCAUGGUUAGGGAGGAGGGUCAGCCGGAGACUAUGGCCAUUGUAUUCCCUUGUUUCAGGUGGUUGGACCGUAAUGAGGAUGAUGGACAAAUUGUCCGUGAGUUAGUUCCAGAUGGAGAUGGCCUGCGUCUCUUCAAUGUCAGCUACCAUAUUGCUAUCAAGACAGGGAAUGUGAAUGGCGCCAGCUCUGACUCUAGGGUGUUUGUGAAGCUUUACGGGGAGAAGGGGGACACUAACAAGAUGACACUGGCCGUUUCUGACAAUGACCUCAGGAACUACUUUGAGACAGGGCGCACUGACAUCUUCACCAUUGAAACCUUUGACAUUGGACAGAUCAACCGUCUCCUGAUCGGUCACACCAACGAGGGCCUGCGGGCCGGAUGGUUUCUGGACAGCGUGCAGAUCUCAGUGCAAGUUCACGGGAAGCAGUACAUGUUCCCGAGCGACCGCUGGCUGUGCAAAGAUGAGGCUGAUGGGAAAGUGGAGGUUGAGAUCUAUCCCAGCGAGAUCCUGGAGAUCGAACAAUUGAUCAACUAUGAAGUCACAGUGGUCACAGGGGACGUGCGUGCAGGUGGCACCAACGCCAAUGUUUUCUGUCAGAUCUAUGGAGAUGAGGGAAAAACUGAAGUCCUCAAUCUCAAGAGUCGCUCCAACAACUUUGAACGUAACACUACUGAAAUCUUUAAGAUUGAGGCUCAUGAUGUUGGCAAGAUCUACAAGAUUCGCAUCUACCACGAUGGGAAGGGUAUCGGCGAUGGUUGGUUCCUGGAGAAAGUGGACAUAAAGCUGCUGACGAUGGCUAUGGUGCAGGUUGAGGUGAAGAAGGAGGAGCCCAAGAAAGACAAGAAGGAGGAUGGAGAGAUCGUGGUUGAGCUGCUAACAGAGGACAAUGAAGACCUGGAGAUGAACUCAUAUGACGUUCACGUGUUCACUGGGGCCAUGUGGGGGGCGGGGACUGAUUCCAACGUUUACAUCAACAUCUACGGAGAGACUGGUGACACAGGGGAGCGACGGCUCAGGAAGUCCAACAACCUGAACAAAUUCGAGAAAAACCAGGAGGACAUUUUUGACAUCGCAGCGGUCGACCUGGGAGCCCUGAAGAAGCUGAGAAUCCGGCACGACAACAGCCAGGCCAGCGCCGGCUGGUUUCUGGAUAGAGUGGAGAUUGUAGACAACAAAGAUGACACCACGUACUUUUUUCCUUGUAAGCGUUGGCUGGCUACCGAUGAGGAUGAUGGACAGCUCGCCCGGGAGCUCGUUCCUGUGGACGAGGCCUUCAUGAAGAAGGGCGAUGAUGAUGAGGAAGACUCUGAAGCCACACUCGGUCUGGAACAGAAAGCCAUGUCAACCACAUACACAAUACGGAUUAAAACUGGUGACAAGAAAUACGCUGGAACAGACGCCAAUGUCUAUAUGAUCCUGUACGGUAGCAAGGACGACACAGGGAUAAUAAACCUCAAGGCAUCAAAGACCCAUAAGAAUAAGUUUGAACGGGGUAUGAUUGAUGAGUUCACUGUGGAAGCCGUGGACAUCGGACAGCUGAAGAAGCUCCGUAUAGGACACGACAACCGAGGAGGAUCAGCAGGUUGGUUCCUUGACUGGGUGGAGAUCGACGCCCCGUCUCUGGGACAGAAACUACGCUUCCCCUGUGGCCGUUGGCUGGAUAAAGGGGAGGAUGAUGGUGCCAUUUUCAGGGAUCUAUUCCCCAAUAAUCUUCAGACAGAGCUUUACACACCAUUUGUUCCUUAUGAGAUCAAAACCUUCACGAGUGACGUGUUUGGAGCUGGCACAGAUGCAGACGUCUUCAUCGUCCUCUACGGGAGAGAUGCAGUGUGCACACAGCAGAAGUGUCUGUGUGUCAACAAGAGGGAGAGGAGGAUGUACUUUGAGAGAGGAGCUGAGGAAAUGUUUAUUGUAGAGCUAGAAGACGUGGGGGACGUAAUUGAGAAGAUCCGUAUCGGUCAUGACAACCGUGGGGUUAACCCAGGCUGGCACCUGGACAGGGUGGAGAUCAGACGUCUGCUCAGAAAGGGAAAGGGUUCAGAGACGGUCAUCUUCCCAUGUGAGCGCUGGCUCGCCAAGUCGGAGGAUGAUGGAGAGACGGUGAGAGAGCUGGUGCCCUCUGACAUCAUUACUGAGAAGCUUUCACGAGACGGAAGCCUGAAAGUCACUGAAGUCGAGGUGGAGGAAGCUCUAGAGACUCACACAUACAACGUGUCAGUGAUGACAGGCGAUGUGUACGGAGCCGGCACCGACGCCAACGUCUUCCUCACAAUUUACGGGGACCUGGGCGACACCGGGGAGAGGAAGCUCAGCAAGUCUGAGACAAACAGCAACAAGUUUGAGCGAGGAUGUGUGGAUAAGUUUACUAUUGAGGCAGUUGACCUUGGACAGGUUUUCAAGAUAAAAAUCCGCCACGACAACAGCAUGAUGAGCGCUGACUGGUACUUGGACCAGGUGGAGAUUGUUGACGCGGACACGGAGGAGGUCUUCCUCUUCCUGUGUGAGCGUUGGCUGUCUCGGAAGAGGGAGGACAGACGCAUCAAGAGAGUCUUCUACGUCAAGGGUUUUGAAGGAGUAAGAGAGAGCAUCAACAGUAAGAAGAAGAACUCUGCUCUGAAAGUGAAGAGUGUCGACAGUAACAUGAACAAAAAGAACAAGAAGAAGAAGGAGGAGGAAAUUGAGCUCCCCAUCAUACCAUACCACAUCACCAUCUGUACGGGACUGGAGCGGGAUGCGAGCACCACCAGCAGGGCUUAUGUGAUCAUCGUCGGGGCCAAUCACGCCCAGACAGAGAGGUUGUGGCUGGACCUGGCAGAUGGGAGGAAGGGCUUUGAGGCUGGCUCUCUGGAGAACCUUGAGUCCCACGGUUUAGACGUGGGCGAGAUCAAAAAGGUUGAGCUCGGCCACGAUGGAGCCACUCCGGAGAGCUGCUGGCUGGUUGAUGAGCUGGCUGUUGCCGUACCAACCAAAGGGGUCAAAUAUAUCUUCGCUUGCAAGUGCUGGCUGGCCAAAGACAGGGGGGAUGGGUUGACUGCUAGAAUAUUCAACGUGUUGGAUGCAGAGGCCAUUUCCAUCUCCCAGAAGAUUAUUUAUGAGGUGACAGUGUCGACGGGAAGCGUGCAGGACGCAGGGUCAGACACGCAGAUCUUCAUGUCUGUGUUUGGGGCCAACGGCAGCACAGAGGAGAUGCUGCUACAGAAGAACGAGGACAGGUUUGAGCGCGGUCAGGACGACACUUUCAACAUGGAGAUUGAAGACAUUGCCCCGCUGAAGAAGAUGAGGCUUCGUAUUGAUGGCUCCGGCAGUCGACCUGACUGGUUCGUGGACAAGGUGAUCAUGCGUAACCUGACCACAGAGGAGGUGUCGGUGUUCACAUAUGAGGAUUGGCUGUCCAGGACACAUGGACCAAAGAGGACGAUGAUCUGCGAGAUGGGCGCUGUGGUGGACGAGGAGAUGAUGGUGGAGCUCAGCACCUACAUCAUCCAGGUCAAGACCAGUGACAUUGCAGGAGCGGGCACUGAUGCCAAUGUGUGGGUCAUCAUUUUUGGAGAGAACGGAGACACGGGGACGCUGGCGCUGAAAGAAUGCAACAAGUCCAACAAGUUUGAGCGCAAACAGAUGGACACGUUUCGCUUCUCAGAAAUCCUCAGCCUGGGAGAGCUCUCCAAAGUGCGGGUGUGGCACGACAACGCAGGUCCUGCUCCAGGAUGGCAUUUGGAGUACAUCGAUGUGAAGGAUGAGAUCAUGGACAAAACCUUUCGCUUCCCGUGUGACCGCUGGCUCGCCAAGAACGACGACGAUGGACAGAUAAUGAGAGAACUGGCUUGUGCUAACAACGACUACUUAGACCUCAAUGAGAAGACCAAAUAUGAAAUUGUUGUCACGACUGGAGACACAGCUGAGGCUGAAACCAAAGAAAACACCUGGAUCAUUCUCGAGGGGAGGAAGGGUCGAUCCAAAGAGAUGGUCAUGGAGAACUCGUCAAAGAAGAAGCGGUUCUUGCGGGGAAAUGUCGACAGAUUUGAGUUUUCGUCCAAGAACCUGGGUGAUAUCGCAGGAAUCUGCCUGGGCCACUCACCCAAGGAUGGAAAGAAAGUAAAGGGGGAAUUUUACUGGCAUGUCGUGUCUGUUGUCGUCACUGAAAGAGAACUGGGAAACAAGUACAUCUUCAAUUGCAAAGCCCUCAUCCCUCUCUCGGCUAAAAGGGAUGAUUUCUUGACCUUUGAGUGCUCAAAGACAAUGGAGAGCUUCGCCAGUAAAGCUCGAAGCCUGGUCCCAGUCAAGUACGAGAUCAUCGUCAUCACAGGCGACGAGAAAGGAGCAGGUACAGAUGCCAACGUCUUCAUCACCGUCUACGGCUCCAAUGGAGAUUCAGGCUGCCGGCAGCUGCGGCAGAAGUUCCGCAACCUUUUCGAACGAGGGCAAACGGACCGUUUCCUGUUGGAAAUGUUGGACAUGGGAGAGCUGCAGAAAGUGCGGGUGGCGCAUGACAACUCUGGUUUGAGCCCCGGCUGGCAGCUGGACCGCGUGGAAGUCACCAAUACGGCCAACGGUGUCACCACCAUCUUCCUCUGCGGGAAGUGGCUGGACACGAAGAGGGCCGAUGGGAAAAUCACUAGGGUGAUCUACCCGAAAUAUUAA